AUGGAUGCUGUUGAAUUUGAAAAAGUCUACCUUCGUAUGCUAGAGUUGGAGCUGGAGUUGGUCGAGUUCCAGGAGUCCAGCAAAGACCUCGAACUAGCCCUCGAGGACGAGCUCCAUGAUCUAGAAACUCAGAAAUCCACGUUGGUUCACCAAUUGCUGUCCAAGGAUAAACAGAUUUCGAUGCUCAACUCUAGGGUCAUAUCCUUGAACUCGGAAGUGACUGGCCUUCUGGAGUUGUUGGUCGAGACUAAGUCCGCCUACGAGGAAACAAUUGCGGAUCUCAAGCAUAAACUCGUAGCAAUGGAGAUUCUGAAUGAUGAUUUCCUUUCGAGAGACCGAGUCGUCGAGAGCAAGCUUCAGCUAGCCAACCAAUUCAACAAUGAGCUCCUUGAAAAGUUGGCCAUGGUGGAGAACGACCUUGACCUCGAACGACAAGCCAAUGCGCAGCACAAACUCACAAUAUCCAAUCUCAGCAAUAUCACUGCCCAUCAACCAGUACGACUCACCCGCAGUAAGCGUGACAGCACUUUCAGGGACUUUGCGUUUGCCGAAAGCACCGUUCUAGAUAUAGACGAAAUGCUUGCUACAGAACCUCCAGCGCCCAUGGUGGAGGCUGAAUUCCCGCGCUCGGAGUCUCUAACCCGGUUCCAAGAGCUAUGUUCAAAGUCUGAUAUCUUGAGACAAAAAGUAGGAGAAGUGAACACUUCCCUCGCCUUCAAGUCACUUUCUACGGCUGAGGUGAGCAAACCCAUGGCCUUGUCGUUUCCAUCCGAGGGCCUGACCUCGUUUGCCUCUGCAAUUUCAGACGUAGGAGAAGCUCAACCGAUCACCGAGAAGACGCGCAAAAAAGAAGCAAGAAGAAGUGUGUCUGAGAAGGGCAAAGACCGCUUAUCUCUACAAGCUACGCAGACACGCCUGGACGAUGGUAGACAUAAAGGCAUGCAUGUGAUCCCUGAGCUAGGUCGAGGGUCAUCCAAGAAGUUUAAGCUACGAAAUGUGAUGAAAAGCUUUUUGUCGUGA
Metschnikowia bicuspidata var. bicuspidata NRRL YB-4993 is the source of this 1020-nucleotide messenger RNA. RefSeq lists its product as uncharacterized. Lineage: Eukaryota; Fungi; Ascomycota; Pichiomycetes; Serinales; Metschnikowiaceae. Gene Ontology annotation, biological process: establishment of mitotic spindle orientation; microtubule nucleation; vesicle transport along microtubule. The record is from RefSeq and is a predicted model, not a curated record. Bases 1 to 1020 code for a protein of 339 amino acids. Gene Ontology annotation, molecular function: microtubule binding. The transcript has a single exon. Gene Ontology annotation, cellular component: centrosome; kinesin complex; kinetochore.